Molecule: messenger RNA, 1785 nt
Organism: Vollenhovia emeryi
Lineage: Eukaryota; Metazoa; Arthropoda; Insecta; Hymenoptera; Formicidae
Product: protein TSSC4
Exons: 2
Coding region: 291-1031 (246 amino acids)
Source: RefSeq, a predicted model, not a curated record
CUUUACAUCAUGAACAGACCCAUUGCUGGAUUCAUCGUGAAGUUGGCAGCAGUGGCGAACGAGAUGUCAACAUAACCUAGCAGAACCGAAUUGAUCCAACACUGGGUCAAGCUUGUUGCACUUCGAUUUAUCGAGAAGAUGAAUACAAUUAUUUAUUGAAGUUCUGCAAGAGAUUUCCUUUGUAACCCUGAGGUGGCGUUGGAAGACGCGUACAGCUCCGAUUCUAACGGAGCAGCUUUAAAGAAAGGUCUAACGUUGACUUUGAGCGAGGGGCGUCACGACGCUCGAACAUGAAUACGUCCGCCAAGUUUACUCUACGCGGCGGUGACGCGGCGUUCGCCGACAGGCAGCGAUUUCUGUUCGAUCAGCUCGCGAUCGCGGAAAGCAAGUGCAACAAGCAUGACGAGUCUGAGAAGGGCGAGGCAGCGGCGGACGAGCGCGGGAAGAGGUCAGCCCCGGCCGACGAUCGCAGGCAGAAGAGAGAGACGAAGAGAUUUCGAGGCAGGGAAAGUAUCUUCAAGCGUCCCGAGGGCCCGGCGCCGCGCGCGAGCUUCCGGAAUAUUCCGGAUUACCACAGGAAUCCGCACAAGUGGGUCCGGUAUAGCCUGGACGACGUGUCCAGCGAAGACAUGACGGAGCGCAGCAACACGCAGGCCGCUAUGUCGUUCCUGAGGGAAUUGAAGGCGCGCAGGAGAGAAGAGGAAGCCGAGGAGCGCAGGGAGGAGAUGGACGUUGAUCCCUGCGAGGCCGAGGAUUCUACGGGGACGCGCUUCAAGUUUAAGAAGCGUACGUCCCAGAUCGCGUUUAAAAAGCCACCGAGAGAGGCGGCGAGUGACGCGGCGAGUGACGCAGUCGAGGAGCUGGACGAGAAACCUGUAUUUAGAAGCAGUAAGAUCAUCCUGCCGGAAUACGUCAUCGGGCAGAAGCCAAAGGGGACACGCAAACAGAAUCGACCGGCGGUUAAGGUCGACCGCUCGAAAGAACUAAGGCUAGACCAUUUGCAAGAACCCGACGAAGAGGACGAUGACUGAGCCGAGUGUACAGUGUAUAUAACAUUAUUGUUGCACAAUUACUCAAUGAGUCUGACUGUGGGUAUUUCCGCGAUAGGAAAUUCACGAGGGUUCAUAAAUUUUGGUGUAUAAACACUUGUUAAACCCUUUCAUGACCGAAUUAUUAUUUUUUUUAAUGGGACACUAGCACUCCGAGGAAUCAAAGAGGCGAAAAAAAGUACUUCUGGUCGUGAAAAGGUUGUAUAUUAAUCUCAUAGUUAUACGGUAUCUACUGCAAAUAAGAUUGCGCGUUACCCUGGUAGUGCGGUGCAUUGACUGAACAUUGGCCCAGUAUUGGAAAUGCAUUAGGCAACUUUUCCAAAUGUAAAGCCAAUAUUGGCCGUGGAAUAAUGUAACUGUCAUGAUGCAAUAUUGCAUAAUAAUAAUUAUAUAAUAUUAAAUUUAUACUGGAAGUGCAUUGGCCAGUACUGAGCAAUGUAACACGAAUAUGCAAAUCGAAAGUACAUUUGCUAAAUAAGAGGAGACGUCCGUCUUACGCUUCGUCAAUGUUGAAAAUAUUAAAUUUAUAUAUUUCCCAAUGUAUUGCGCUACUAGGGUACAUAUUACAAGAGCAAAGUUCUCUCAAUACUGUGAGACACGUACGUGUAUGUAAUUACAAUAAUUAAGCGUAGAGUUAAAUAUAAAGACAUCCGAGUGUGCGAUUAUUUUAUCUGCAUUCUGUGUAAUAUAGAAAAAAAGACGAAUAUACAAAUAUAUCUCUUAUUACAAUGCGAAA